Erinaceus europaeus (western European hedgehog) is the source of this 552-nucleotide messenger RNA. RefSeq names its product GON7 subunit of KEOPS complex (gene GON7). Gene Ontology annotation, cellular component: EKC/KEOPS complex. The coding region runs from base 40 to 324 and encodes 94 amino acids. NCBI's taxonomy places the organism in Eukaryota, Metazoa, Chordata, Mammalia, Eulipotyphla, Erinaceidae. The record is from RefSeq and is a predicted model, not a curated record. The transcript is spliced from 2 exons.
CGGCUUCCGCUUCCAGGUCACGGCCCCAGCGGCGCCGCCAUGGAGCUGCUGGGCGAGUACGCGGGUCCGGACGGGCGGCGGCGGCAGCUGCGGGCGUCCUGCGGGGACCCGGGCGCCGCCGAGCCUCUGCGGGGCCUGCUGUCGGGCGUGGCGCACAUGCGGGAGCUGGUGGCCGGGCUGCUCGGGCCGCGGGGCGCGGAGGACGAGGACGAGCCCGGGGACGCGGACGGUGAUGGAGAUGAUGGAGGAGAUGAAAAUAACAUUGAAAAUAGAAUUAAUUCAGAUGGGCCAUCUGCAAAGCGACCGAAGCCGCCGACUCUGUGAAGCCUUAAGGCGCCGUGUCUUGAUACCAUGCUGGCAGUUAAGGGGUCCUGAGCUGUACCUCGGAAGUGUUUUGUUCAUGUAGGACUAUUCUGUCAGAAAAAAAAAGCUUCUGUCAAAAUGAAAGAUAAUAAAUGCUUAGAAAUGAAUCUGUUUUCCUGGGAAAUAGAAGAUCAUGAGAAUAAAAUAGAACAUUUAAUAAUGUAAGAUAAAACUUUAAUAUUCACCAAG